UCAAAAUGGGAUCUUUUAUGUUGGGUUAGGAGAAGAAAGAAGCGGCUGGUUCAAGUUAGGAGAAGCCAUACUUUUAAUCUAACAAAGCAUAUCUCAUUAAACUUAAACCAUGGCCGAAGCAAUUCUCUUCCAAGUUGCUGGGGAGAUCUUGAUGAAGCUAAGCUCUCAAGCUUUCCAGCGUCUUGGGAUGCUAUUUGGGCUGAAGGGUGAUCUUAACAAACUCACAACAACUGUUUCCACCAUUAAGGAUGUGCUUCUUGAUGCGGAGGGACGUCAAACUAAAAGUCACUUGCUGCAAAAUUGGCUCCAUAAGCUGGAAGAAGCUCUUUAUGAUGCAGAGGAUGUGCUUGAUGAACUCUCUACGGAGGCUCUCCGUCGAGAACUGAUGACUAGAGAUCAUAAAAAUGCAAAACAAGUAAGGAUCUUCUUCUCCAAAUCUAAUCAAAUUGCAUUUAAUUAUAGGAUGGCUCGUCAAAUAAAGAAUAUUUGGGAGAGGCUAGAUGCUAUUGAUGCUGAAAAAACACAAUUUCACUUGCGUGAAAACUGUGAAUCACGGACUCAAUACGGUUCAUUUGAUCGAAUAAUGAUGGGAAGGGAAACUUGGUCUUCUUCAAAUGACGAGGAAGUGAUUGGAAGGGAUGAUGAUAUAAAAGAAGUAAAAGAGCGUUUAUUGGAUAUGAAUAUGAAUGUCACGCAUAAUGUUUCGUUCAUUGCUAUAGCUGGAAUGGGUGGGAUAGGCAAGACGACCUUGGCUAAAUCUCUCUACAAUGACGAAGAGGUAUCAGGAUUUUUCGACUUAAAAAUAUGGGUUUGGGUUUCUGAUCAAUUUGAGGUACAAGUGGUAGCGGAAAAAAUGAUAGAAUCAGCAACCAAAAACAAUCCUAGUGUAAAAGGAAUGGAAGCUUUACAAGCAAAGCUUCAGAAAGUGAUUGGAGAAAGGAAGUAUCUGUUAGUUAUGGAUGAUGUAUGGAAUGAAAGUGAAGAGAAAUGGCAUGGGUUGAAAUCAUUGUUGAUGGGUGGUGCAAGAGGGAGUAAGGUUUUGAUCACAAAGCGUGACAGAAAAGUAGCCACAGAAAUCAAAAGCAUGACAUCUUUGUUCACUUUAGAAGGCUUAUCAGAGAGUAAUUCCUGGUUAUUGUUUAGUAAAGUGGCAUUUAAAGAAGGCAAAGAGUCCACAGAUCCAAGCACGAUACAUUUAGGAAAAGAAAUUUUAGUGAGAUGUGGAGGUGUUCCUCUUGUUAUAAGACAUGUUGGACGCAUGUUAUACUCUAAAACUUCACAAGAAGAGUGGAUGUCCUUCAAGGAUAAUGAACUUUUAGAAGUCAUUCAACAAGACAAUGAUAUGACAUCAAUAUUAAAAUUGAGUUAUAACCAUCUCCCACCAAAUUUGAAACGAUGUUUUGCAUAUUCAUCCCUGUUUCCCAAAGGAUAUAAAAUAGAAAUAAAAGACCUAAUAAGGCAAUGGGUGGCUCAAGGUUUUAUUGAAGUGUCAAAUGGAAGAAAAUCCUUGGAAGAUACAGGGAAGGACUAUUUUAACGAAUUAUGUUGGAGGUUUUUUUAUGCAAAUUCUAGUGAUGAGUGUAACAUCAAUGAUAUUGUUUGUAUGCAUGAUGUGAUGUGUGAGUUUGUAAGGAAGGUGGCAGGAAAUAAAUUAUAUGUACGUGGAAAUCCCAAUAAUGAUUAUGUUGUCAGCGAACAAACACUUCACAUUUCAUUUGACUACGGAAUACAAUCAUGGCAAGAUGUUCUAUCUAAAUUAUGCAAGGCUAAGGGAUUAAGAACAAUCCUUUUAUUAUUUCGUCCCUACGAGAAAAUGAAUAAAAUUGAUAAAGCUAUUUUGGAUGAAUUAUUUUCCAGUUUUCCACGUUUGCGAGUAUUAGAUCUUCAUUUCUCGCAGAUUUCUGUAGUGCCGAAGUCUAUAAAAAAACUUAGACACCUUCGAUAUUUGGAUCUCUCUGAAAAUGAUAUGGAAUUAAUUCCACAUUCUAUCAUUGAAUUGCAAAAUUUGCAAACACUAAAUCUAACAGAAUGCUAUGAGCUAAAAGAAUUGCCAAGGGACAUCGACAAUCUUGUAAAUCUCAGGCAUCUUACCUUUGAACCUUGUAUGGAAGUAACUCCUACAUCGGAGGGGAUGGAGAAGUUGACUUGUCUACAAACAAUCAGUUUAUUUGUGUUUGACUGCAAAAAGACCAAUAAGCUAUGGGAAUUGAAUGAUCUCAGUUAUUUGACAGGAGAGUUAAAAAUCAUAGGUUUAGAGAAGUUGAGGUCUUCUCCAUCUGAAAUCACCUUAAUAAACCUGAAAGACAAAAAAGGUUGGCAAGGUUUAAAUUUGGAAUGGAAACUGGGCAAGGAUGAAUACGAAGGUGAGGCUGAUGAAACAAUAAUGGAAGGCUUGGAACCACAUCCAAAUGUUGAAUCGUUGAGCAUUAACGGGUACACUGGAGGAGCAUUGCCCAAUUGGGUGUUCAACUCGCUUAUGAAGUUAACUGAAAUUGAAAUUGAAAAUUGCCCUAGAGUGCAACAUCUACCUCAGUUCAACCAGCUUCAGGAUCUCAGAGCUCUACAUUUAGUGGGCUUAAGAUCUCUCGAGUUCAUAGAUAAGAGUGAUCCAUACUCAUCAUCAGUGUUUUUUCCAUCUCUCAAGUUUCUACGUUUAGAAGAUAUGCCUAAUUUGGAAGGAUGGUGGGAAUUAGGGGAAUCAAAAGUAGUAGCAAGGGAGACAUCUGGGAAAGCUAAAUGGUUGCCUCCAACUUUUCCUCAAGUUAAUUUCCUACGUAUCUACGGAUGUCCGAAGUUAAGUUCCAUGCCCAAGCUAGCUUCUAUUGGAGCAGAUGUUAUUUUACAUGAUAUUGGGGUUCAGAUGGUGAGUACCAUAGGUCCAGUAUCGAGUUUUAUGUUUCUAUCAAUGCAUGGAAUGACGAAUCUCAAAUAUUUAUGGGAGGAAUUUCAGCAAGAUCUAGUUUCUUCAAGUACCUCAACAAUGUCCUCACCUAUUUCCCUUCGUUAUCUGACAAUAAGUGGAUGCCCCUAUCUCAUGAGUUUACCGGAAUGGAUUGGCGUUCUCACUUCCCUUGAAACAUUGCAUAUUAAAGAAUGUCCAAAAUUAAAAUCACUACCAGAAGGAAUGCAGCAACUCAAAUCUUUGAAAGAACUUCACAUAGAAGACUGCCCUGAACUAGAGGACAGAUGCAAGCAGGGAGGAGAGGAUUGGCCAAACAUUUCCCACGUUCCCAACUUUACUUACAAAAAUGCCUCUGACAUUGACACACCACAAUCUUCUUCAGGUUUUUCACACCAUCCCUUUUCAAUCGUUCGUAUCUCUGUUAUAUUGCCAAACUUUAUAAGAAGGUUUAGACAUCUUCGAUAUCCAAACCUCCCUGAAAAUAUUAUGAAAUCACUUCCAAAUUCAAUCACUGAAUUGCAAAACUUGCAAAUGCUAAAUCUAAUGUACUGUAGCGAACUAAUGGAAUUGUCAAGGGACACCAGAAAUCUUAUUAAUCUUAGGCAUCUUGAUUUCAAUAGUUCUACCUUAACCCAUAUGCCCGAAGAGAUGGGGAAGUUGAAUUGUCCACAGACACUAAGUUAUUUUGUCUUGGACUACGAAAGGUCUAAUCAGCUGAGUGAACCGACUGUGUUGAUCCAUUUAAAAGGAGAUUUAAGAAUAAAAAAUUUAGAGCAACUGAGUUACAAUCCAUCUGAACUCAGUUUAGUAAACCUGAAAGACAUAAAAGGCUUCAAGAAUCUGGAACUAGAAUGGAACCUAAGCCCAGAUGAUCAAGAAUAUGAAGGUGAGGAUGAUGAAACUUCAGCAAUGGAAGGCCUAGAACGACAUUCAAAUGUUGAAUCCUUGCACAUUGACGGGUACAGCGGAGUAGGAUUACCCAAUUGGGUGUCCACCUUGCUCUUGAAGUUAACUAGAAUUACAAUUUAUAAAUGCCAUAGAUUGCAACAUCUAACACAGAUAGCCCAUCUUCAGGCACUCACAUUUCUAUUUUUGGAUGACAUGAGCUCUCUUGAGUUCAUAGACAAGAAUGAACCAUCUUCCUCGUCCUCUUUCCCAUCUCUCGAGCUUCUAAUUAUCGAAAACAUGCCGAAUUUGGAAGGAUGGUGGGAAUUAGGGAACACUCAAAAAAAUUGGUUACCACCAACUUUCUCUACGCUGAUUUCCCUGCAUAUCUCUAGGUGUCCUAAGUUUAGAUUCAUGCCCAAGCCAGCUUCAACAGGAACAGUUGUGUUCUUACGUGAUGUGAGCGUUCAAUUGGAGACUACAUUAGAUCCAUUGUGGGGUUUGGAAUGUCUAACACUGGAAAAAAUUAAGGAUCUCAAAUAUCUAGAAACCAUGGAAUCUCAGCUAAACAUCAGUUCUUUGCCAAUACAACUUCGAGAUUUAGAAAUAAAUAAAUGCUCGAAUUUGAUGAGUUUACCUGAAUGGAUUAGCAGCAUUACUUCGCUAGAGGAGCUGGAGAUUAUGAAAUGCCCGAAACUAAAAGUAGCUUUUGCAUCGGCGGUUGCCCCGAAGUAGGAGAAAGAUGCAAAGAGGGAGGAGAGGAUUGGGCUAAGAUUGCUCACAUUCCCCAUUUUGAGCACUUUCUUGUCGACGACUAAGGAGAAGAACUUUUCAUGCACUUUUGUUCUCUUCCUCUUAAUCCUUUUUCUUUUACGAAUCUAAUUUUGUCAUUCGUUGAGAAAAUAUUUUUUUUUAGUUUA
Molecule: messenger RNA, 4707 nt
Organism: Cucumis sativus (cucumber)
Lineage: Eukaryota; Viridiplantae; Streptophyta; Magnoliopsida; Cucurbitales; Cucurbitaceae
Product: putative disease resistance protein RGA4
Exons: 2
Coding region: 110-4522 (1470 amino acids)
Biological process (GO): defense response to other organism
Molecular function (GO): ADP binding; protein binding
Source: RefSeq, a predicted model, not a curated record